AGUGCAACCGGGCGUAUACUUGUUCUACACGCAAUAUAAAAACUAAUUACAACUAUUUGCAAUGGCGGAUAGCAAAAUACCAGAGUGGAUUAAGGCGGAACUAUUUGAGGAUGUGCUCAAGUCAAGUGUGGAGGGAUACUCCAAAGUCAGCACUUUCAAGGCGGAGCUUGGAUCUGCGGCAGGAGAUAACUACGCCACCGUCAUGCUGCGGGUACACAUCGAGGUGGAGCUGAAGGAUGGCAAAACCAAAAAGGUGUCCUACAUGGUCAAGUUGCCGCAUCAAAAUGAAAUGUUCAAGGAGAUGAUGAAGCGGACUAACAUUUUCGAUAUCGAGCGAACUAUGUACAAUGAGGUUGUGCCCGAGAUGGAGGCUCUUUAUAAGGAAGUCGGAAUUGAGAUCACAUUUGGAGCCAAGAGCUAUGAUCUUAAAAACGCCGAGACCGAUUAUGUGGCCCUGGAGGAUCUGGGCAUCAAGGGGUUCAAGAACGCUAAUCGCCUCGAGGGACUCGACCAAGCUCACACGGAGGGAGUGCUCCGCAAGUUGGCUCAGUGGCAUGCUGCCUCCGCCGUGCGUAUAACAACCAGAGGCCAGUAUCCGGAGAUCCUGCUCAGGGGCUUCUUUAAGGAGGAAAAUAAGCCGAUGAUGGCUGAGAUGAUGGACGGAAUGGGCUCACGAUUCGUCAAAAGCUGCGCCACCUACGAAAACAACGAGCUUUACAUUGACAGAGUAAAAGCUCUCAAGCCCCUGUUUGUCGACAAAUGUUUCGAGUUCGCCAAGGUCGACCCGAACGAGUUUAAUGUGCUGAACCACGGCGAUUCCUGGUCGAAUAACAUAAUGUUCCAGUACGACGCCUUUGGCAAGAUCAAGGAGGUGUUCUUGGUCGACUACCAGAUCCCCAGGUACGGAACCGUGGCCCAGGACUUGCUCUACUUCCUGCUCUCCUCUACCAAGCUGGAGGAUAAGCUGUCCAAAUUCGACUAUUACAUUAAGGUGUACCACGACAGUCUGGCGGAGCAUCUGAAGAUCCUGAAGUACUCAAAGCCCAUUCCCAGCCUUCGUGACAUUCACUUGUCGCUCUUAAAACACGGAUUUUUCGGCUACACUGUGGCCACUGGCGUGAUGGCCAUCGUUCUCCUGGACCCUACGGAUGUCGCCAGUUUUGAGAACUUCAUUGGCGACACUGAGGCCGGAGUGGACUUCCAGAUGCAGCUCUACAACAGUCCCCGGUUCCGCAAACACAUCCAGGCGGUCCUGCCCUGGCUGAUGAAUCGCGGCGCCAUGGAUAUUAAUUAGAAUUAUUACCCCUAACAAACAAUUUGCUAGUUUGACCAACAAAAACUAAUAAUUUGAGUCAUAACAUAAGGAGGCGAUAAGGUUAUCUGUAUCAGUCCGAAAGUAUUAAUAAAAUGGUAAGCGCCGAUUGAUAGAGGUGUUCAA
Drosophila kikkawai is the source of this 1438-nucleotide messenger RNA. RefSeq lists its product as uncharacterized. Lineage: Eukaryota; Metazoa; Arthropoda; Insecta; Diptera; Drosophilidae. The record is from RefSeq and is a predicted model, not a curated record.